This is a messenger RNA of Boeremia exigua, 1785 nucleotides long. RefSeq names its product protein disulfide-isomerase MPD1 precursor. The transcript is spliced from 2 exons. The coding region runs from base 105 to 1601 and encodes 498 amino acids. The record is from RefSeq and is a predicted model, not a curated record. Lineage: Eukaryota; Fungi; Ascomycota; Dothideomycetes; Pleosporales; Didymellaceae. Gene Ontology annotation, molecular function: protein-disulfide reductase activity; protein disulfide isomerase activity. Gene Ontology annotation, cellular component: endoplasmic reticulum lumen. Gene Ontology annotation, biological process: response to endoplasmic reticulum stress.
GGACAACUUGCAUUUACCUUGAAGUUAUGUGAGCGCCGCAGUCCAAGCACUUGCUGCUGACCCUCUCUCCAUUCACCAACCCGCAACCGCAUACCCACUCAGCCAUGGUCCGCCUCUCGACCUAUGUCGCCGCUACGGCCGCGCUGGCCCUGAAUGCGCAUGCCGAGAGCAUGUACAGCAAGAAGUCCGGCGUCCUCAACAUCGGAGGCACCGACUACGACAGAGUCAUUGCCAAGUCCAACUACACUUCGAUUGUCGAGUUCUACGCGCCUUGGUGCGGCCACUGCAAGAACCUCAAGCCCGCCUACGAAAAGGCCGCACAGUCCCUCGCCGGCAUUGCCAAGGUCGCCGCCGUGAACUGCGAUGAGGAGAUCAACAAGCCCUUCUGUGGGCAGAUGGGUGUCCAGGGUUUCCCGACUCUUAAGAUCGUACGACCAGGCAAGAAGCCAGGAAAGCCCAUUGUCGAGCCCUACGAUGGUCCACGCUCGGCCAAAGCCAUUGUAGACGCUGUGAAGGACAAGGUCCCCAGCAUCGUCAAGAGGGUGACCGACAAGAACCUGGACGAGUGGCUGCAGGAGAACAAGAGCGGCGCGAAGGCCAUCCUUUUCAGCGAGAAGGGUGUAGUCAGUGCAACUUUGAAGGCUCUUGCCAUUGAUUUCGCUGGCAUCGUCUCCGUGGCCCAGAUCAAGAAGUCCGAGAAGACGGCUGUUGAAAAGUAUGGCGUUACCGACUUCCCGUCUCUUAUCCUCGUGCCGGCUGGUUCGGAAGAGCCCAUCAAGCACAAGGGCAAAGUCGAGAAGGAUGCCAUGGUCAAGUUCCUUUCCCAGGUCGCGCCACCGAACCCUGACUGCCCUGGUCCAAAAGAGAAGAAGCCCAAGGCUAGUAAGAAGGAUGCCAAGAAGGAAUCGAAGUCUUCCAGCAAGUUCGCCAAGGCAUCGGGUUCUCACAAGUCUGCCGACGCCUCAUCGGCUGCUGCAUCUGCUACGGAUGAGACUGUCGAGGAGCCCAUCGCCGCGACAGAGUCUCCCGACCCUAAUGUCAAGACUGAGGACACCCCAGACCCGGUCGAACUGCCUAUUGAAGAGGCCAAGCCUUCUGUACCCUCUAUUGCAGAUGCUGCCGAACUCCAGGCUCUCUGCCUCAACGAGCAGGCUAAGACUUGUAUCCUGGCUAUCUUGCCCCCAGACGAUGCUUCUGAUGCUGCCAUGUCUGCCAUGUCCGUCAUUACCACGUUGGGAGCCAUUCACAAGAAGCACGGCGCCAAGCUCUUCCCCUUCGUCAUCGUCCCUCCUUCAAACCCACUCGCAGAGACACUUCGUUCCGAGCUUAGCCUCGGCGUCGAUGACACUCUUGAUCUUAUCGCGACUCACGGCAAACGUGCCUGGUACAAGAAGUACCCUGGCACUAAAUUUGGCGCCAAAGACGUUGAGACGUGGGUCGAUGCCAUCCGCAUGGGUGAGGGUAAGAAGGAGAAGCUUCCCGAGACAUUGAUUGCAUCUGGAACUCAAGAGACCGUCAAGGAGAAGGUUGCCGAGCAGGAGCCAAUUCAAAUCAAUGUUGAGGAGAUUGUUGAUGAUUUACCCGAGCAUAGUGAGCUUUAGAGACUUCUUAAAUGGGCAUUGUACAUUUAGCAUAGUAGCUUGAGCGAAUGUAGGGGAGGCGCAGGAUUUAUGACCUCUGAAUACAAGACUUUUAGCGAUUCAAUGACUUCAAGUUUUCGGUCUUCGUAAGCAAAUGGACGUCUGAGAUACGUCUUGACAUGUUCAACAAGACUCAUAAUCGAAC